Messenger RNA from Bathycoccus prasinos, 1116 nucleotides. RefSeq lists its product with no specific name. The transcript has a single exon. The record is from RefSeq and is a predicted model, not a curated record. Lineage: Eukaryota; Viridiplantae; Chlorophyta; Mamiellophyceae; Mamiellales; Bathycoccaceae. Bases 1 to 1116 code for a protein of 371 amino acids.
AUGUCUCCUCCUCCAGUCGGUAAUUAUACCCUCCUCAAAACCAUCCCGGACGACCACACUCUCUCUUCACUCGUCGAGAGCUCGCCACUCGUUGUCGUGCACUUCGGCGCGGAAUGGUGCGCGCCGUGUAAAGCGAUGAACGACGCGAUGGAAGCGUUGGCAGGCGAAGUUGAAAAUUCCAACGCGUUCGCGUAUUGCGACGCGGAAGUGCUGGAAGAGUCCGCAGAAAAGUACGAGGUGACCUCCGUGCCGACGUUUGUGAUCGUGAAAAGUGGUAAAGUGGUGAAAACGAUCGAAGGCGCGGAUGUCGGGCAGUUAACGCGAGCGGUGAAGAUGCACUGUUUUUCCAACGCGAAAAGCGUUGAAGAUGAAGGAAAAUUUAAGGCAACAAAUAAGACGACGGUGAUGAAAGCGAGCAAGGAAAAAGAGACGACGAAUAGUAAUAACAACAACAACGGAAGGAAAGAGACGGAAGAGGAGUUACAGAAACGAUUGGUGCACUUGACGACGGUACAACCGGUGGUUUUGUUCAUGAAAGGGAACCGCGAGUCGCCGCAGUGCGGAUUCUCGAGAAAAUCGAGCGAGGCGUUGACGAACUGCGGGAUCGCGUACGGGACGUUCGAUAUUUUGUCCGACGAGAACGUUCGGCAAGGUUUGAAAGUAUUUUCGGAUUGGCCGACGUAUCCGCAGUUGUAUUUGAACGGUGAGUUAGCCGGAGGGAACGAUAUUAUUUUAGAAAUGGCUUCGGACGGUACGCUCAAAACGGAAUGCGAACGAGCGAUUGAUACGUGGACGAAAGCAAAGACGGAAAGGACGAAUAAAAGGAUCGAAUCGAUAUUGGCGGAAUCUAAAAACAUAUUACUGUUCAUGAAAGGGUCGCCGGAUGAACCCAAGUGCGGCUUUAGCUCGAAAGUUGUUUCAGCGUUGCGAGAAACCGGCGUAGAGUACGAUACGUUUGACAUUUUAAAAGACGAGGAGAUUAGACAAGGGAUGAAAGCGUACAGCGAUUGGCCGACGUUCCCGCAGCUGUAUUAUAAGAAAGAGUUAUUGGGUGGGUGCGACAUCGUGUUAGAAAUGGCUGCCGACGGAACUUUGAAAGAGGAGAUUACCAAGUAG